This is a messenger RNA of Lactuca virosa, 2146 nucleotides long. The record is from the annotation of a GenBank genome assembly. Lineage: Eukaryota; Viridiplantae; Streptophyta; Magnoliopsida; Asterales; Asteraceae.
AUUUCCUCUCACGCUCUCAUAUCAAAAAGUAACACAAAAGAACGCAUACAGAGAACCCAAUCAAACACCUCCUACUGACAUUCAAACCCUCCUCAUCUCUCCAAGGAAAAAUCAAGACAUAAUUAGAGGCUCUUCAAAGUCCAAGCCAUAUCUUCAACUUGCAUGGGGUUAUCAUUUUCGUGCCCAUUUGCAGCAUAUACAGAUAUAGAAUCAGGUCUAAAGUCCAUCAGUUUAGAAGAUGAUGAAGUUAAAAGUUUGGGGUUAUCUUGCAGUUUUAAGAUCCAAGAUUCCAAGCCAACAGAAAUGCAAAUAAUGAGUUCUCAAGUAAUGAAGAUCGAAGGAUCUCUUAACUCUAAACUUUCUUCAAUCGAUCAUGUUGAAAAGACUGAAAUACCCAUUGAAGAUGAUCUCCAACAAGGAAGCCCCAAACAUGAAGCAGCUACAAAGCUACAAAAAGUUUACAAAAGCUUUCGAACAAGAAGAAAGCUUGCAGAUUGUGCAGUUCUAAUUGAACAAAGCUGGUGGAAGCUUUUAGAUUUUGCAGAACUUAAAAGGAGCUCCAUAUCUUUUUUUGAUCUUGACAAACAAGAAACUGCCAUUUCACGUUGGUCUAGAGCAAGAACAAGAGCUGCUAAGGUUGGAAAAGGUUUAUCAAAGAAUAGCAAAGCCCAGAAGCUUGCCUUGCAACACUGGCUUGAAGCUAUUGAUCCAAGACAUCGUUAUGGGCAUAAUCUUCACUUUUAUUAUGGAAAUUGGUUGCACUCUCAAAGUAAAGAACCUUUCUUCUACUGGUUGGAUAUAGGAGAAGGAAAAGAAGUAAAUCUUGUUGAAAAAUGCCCUCGAUCAAAACUUCAACAACAAUGCAUCAAAUAUCUUGGCCCUAUGGAGAGGAAGGAAUAUGAGGUUAUGAUAGAAGAAGGGAAGCUUUUAUACAAACAAACAGGAGAAUAUUUAGACACAAUGGAAGCACCAAAGGGUUCUAAAUGGAUCUUUGUUCUUAGCACAUCAAGAACUUUAUAUGUUGGCAUAAAAAAGAAAGGUUUAUUUCAACAUUCAAGUUUUUUAGCUGGAGGUGCCACAUUAGCAGCUGGAAGAUUAGUUUCAGAAAAUGGCAUCUUAAAGGCAAUCUGGCCUCACAGUGGUCAUUAUCGCCCCACUCAAGAAAAUUUUCAAGAUUUCAUUUCUUUCCUUAAAGAAAAUGACGUGGAUAUUACAAAUGUCAAGAUGGAUUCAGAUGAGGAAGAUAAGGAAUCUCUUGGAAAGCAAAGUAGCAUCAUUCAUAUAAGAACUCAUUCUUCAGAAGAUGAUGUCAGCGAAAAGGAGCGUUUGGGAACAGAAGAUUUAGUUCUUGAAGAUCAUCCCUCAAUAGUGUCCAAUGUAAUAAAACAACAUAUUUCAGAAUCACCAAAAAAAUCAAGACUUUCACGAUGUUCAAGUAGAAAAUUAAGUACUCUCAAAAUACCCAAAAAAGAUGAUCUUUUUAUCGAUUUAAACACCCAAGAUUUAUCAUCAGAGACCAUUUUGGAUGGGUAUGAAGCAGCAGAAGACUCUUUCAUAUCUCACCAAAUUCAUAACCAAUCAGGGAAUGACAUGUCAGAUGAUGAAGAACAAGAACACGAUAAGCGAAAUGUAGAGGACACAGUUUCUAAAAAAUCGAUAUUUCAAAGGAUUAAUUCACAUAAAGGGGAAAAAUCUUUUCAAUUGGGAAGACAACUUUCGUGUAAAUGGACAACAGGAGCUGGGCCUAGGAUCGGGUGUUUGAGGGACUACCCUAUGGAGCUGCAGUCGCAUGCAUUGGAACAAGCGAAUUUAUCUCCAAAAAGUGCUCCUUGCAAUAAGAAUAUAAAUAAGGUUUUUUGUUCAAGUCCUUGUUCUUUUGAGAAUAAGAGUUUGGUUUCAAGAAAUUGUGGACCUUAUAGAACAAGAUCUUCUCCUAUAGGUGAUUUUACAAAGAUUUUUUGAUUCUUUUAGGGUGAAUAUGAGAUUGACAUAGGCAUUUUUUAUUCAUUCUUUUUGAAAUUUAAAUGUUGAAAUAUGUAUACACUUUUUUUUUUCUUUAUAGAGAAAUAUAAAAGGAAAUUGUAGAUGUUAGAUUUGUAUUCAUUGAUAAUUAAUUCCCUUUUUACAGUUGAAUCAUAAAUGAAAG